Talaromyces amestolkiae is the source of this 1149-nucleotide messenger RNA. RefSeq lists its product as uncharacterized. The record is from RefSeq and is a predicted model, not a curated record. The coding region runs from base 1 to 1149 and encodes 382 amino acids. The transcript has 4 exons. Gene Ontology annotation, molecular function: UDP-glucose:hexose-1-phosphate uridylyltransferase activity; zinc ion binding. NCBI's taxonomy places the organism in Eukaryota, Fungi, Ascomycota, Eurotiomycetes, Eurotiales, Trichocomaceae. Gene Ontology annotation, cellular component: cytoplasm. Gene Ontology annotation, biological process: beta-D-galactose catabolic process via UDP-galactose, Leloir pathway.
AUGGUCGAAAACGUGCUCGACGAUAUCUCGCACCGGAGAUUCAAUCCUCUCCGCGGCUCAUACAUUCUGGUUUCUCCUCACCGAACCAAGAGACCAUGGCAAGGACAACAAGAAUCGCCAUCCAAAACAACCCUCCCUGAAUAUGAUCCAGCAUGCUACCUCUGCCCUGGAAACACUCGCGCUCAGGGCGACGCCAACCCGCAGUACAAAAACACCUUUGUCUUUGUCAAUGACUACAGUGCCGUCAAGGAGGAGCAGGCCGACUACCAGCCCGAGGACAAGGGAGCAGAAUCGUUCUUCCUCCGCGCCGAACCCGUCGUCGGUAAAUGCUACGUUCUCACCUUCUCCGCCGCCCACAACAAAACCCUCGCCGAUUUGUCUGCGCCCGAAAUCGUCCCCGUGAUCGACGCCUGGACAGAAAUCUAUGCCUCCCACUUAUCCCCUAAGAAUCCCCUGGCGGCCGUUGCGCCAGCCACACACCUACCCCCCGACGCACCCACUACGAGCUUGACAAAACCCAAAUCGCAAUACCGGUACAUGCAAAUCUUUGAGAACAAAGGCGCAGCUAUGGGAUGCUCAAAUCCACAUCCGCAUGGCCAGGUGUGGACAACCAGCAGUCUCCCCGAAGAACCAGCCAUUGAACUCGAGCAACUCCAAAAGUAUCGCGSGAGCCACAGCGGUAGCCAUUUGUUAGGUGACUACGUUGCCCUCGAGCGCCAAAAACAAGAGCGCAUCGUCUUUGAGAACGAUGGCUUUGUAGUUGUGUGCCCUUGGUGGGCGACAUGGCCGUUUGAGACUAUGAUCAUCUCCAAAUCGCACAAGCGCGCGCUCGUCGAUUUGGAUGCCGCCGAAAAGCUGCAGUUGGCGGAAGCAAUUGCGGAGAUUACGCGAAGAUAUGAUAAUUUGUUCGAGACGCAUUUCCCGUAUAGUAUGGGUAUUCAUCAAGCGCCGCUGGAGGGGACGGAGGAAGAGGUUGAGGCGUCGUGGUUGCAUUUGCAUUUCUAUCCGCCGUUGUUGAGGAGCGCGACAGUGAGGAAGUUUCUUGUUGGGUACGAGCUGAUGGCUGAGCCUCAGCGCGACAUCACCCCCGAACAGGCGACAAUCAAGUUGCGCGCUUGUGGUGGAGAGUUGUAUAGGAAGAAGCUAUAG